Molecule: messenger RNA, 1301 nt
Organism: Alosa alosa (allis shad)
Lineage: Eukaryota; Metazoa; Chordata; Actinopteri; Clupeiformes; Clupeidae
Gene: ftsj1
Product: FtsJ RNA 2'-O-methyltransferase 1
Exons: 11
Coding region: 117-1142 (341 amino acids)
Biological process (GO): cytoplasmic translation; tRNA methylation
Cellular component (GO): cytoplasm
Molecular function (GO): tRNA methyltransferase activity
Source: RefSeq, a predicted model, not a curated record
AGCAUGGAGGAGGAAAAGUAGUACCAGAUCCCGUUUACUCUGGUAGUACUCGGAGCUAUCGCUUUUGUUAGUUUUUAACUUAAUACAAGGUGUUAAUUGCCUGAAUAAGGAAGACCAUGGGGCGAUCCUCAAAGGAUAAACGAGACAUAUACUACAGACAGGCGAAAGAGGAAGGCUGGCGAGCAAGGAGUGCAUUCAAACUGUUGCAGCUGGACGAGGAGUAUAAUCUUUUUGAAGGAGUAACCCGUGCCGUGGAUCUGUGUGCUGCCCCAGGAAGCUGGAGUCAGGUGCUUGCUCGUAAGCUCCGGACCAAAGAAAAAAAAGAGCAUGUGAAAAUUGUUGCUGUGGACCUCCAGGCCAUGGCACCUCUACCAGGGGUCACGCAGAUUCAAGGAGACAUCACUAAGUUAUCCACAGCUGAAGAGAUCAUCAAGCACUUUGAGGGUCAAUCUGCAGAUCUGGUUGUGUGUGAUGGAGCACCAGAUGUGACGGGACUCCAUGACGUGGAUGAGUACAUCCAGGCUCAGCUUCUGCUUGCAGCUCUUAACAUCACCACACAUGUUCUCAAGAAGGGUGGAACAUUUGUUGCUAAGAUCUUCCGAGGGAAGGAUGUGACCUUGCUGUACUCCCAGCUGAGGAUCUUCUUCAGUCGGGUCACCUGUGCCAAGCCUCGCAGCAGCCGCAACUCCAGCAUAGAGGCGUUUGUGGUAUGCCGAAAUUACUCCCCACCAGAAGGCUACGUCCCUAAUAUGUCCAAUCCUCUGUUGGACCAUUCCUAUGAUGUAGACUUUAACCAACUGGAGGGCUCAAACCGGAUCAUCGUUCCUUUUCUUGCCUGUGGUGACCUGAGUGGUUUUGAUUCAGACCGCACCUACCCUCUGCAGUUGGAUUCCAGUAAAGAGUAUAGCUACACGCCUCCUACCCAGCCCCCUAUCCACCCGCCCUACGAACAGGCCUGUUUCAUGCGCAAGAACAACCUGCUGGCCAAAGAGGAUGCCCCAGCGGCGUCAUUGGACCACGCUCUCUCUGCCAUGCAACUGUCAGCCAGCGAGGAGGUAGACCAACAACCCUCAACGUCAGCUGACCAGAGAGGAAGCCAUGGCAUCAAUGCCACUGAUCUCCCAACUCUGACUGAAAAGUGAUCCGAUUUAAAAAUGACUGAUCAUGAGUUAUGUGUCAUUUCCAAAACACACAAUCACUGAUUCAUUUUAGUAAUAUGUCUUGGUUAAUAACAUUUUAAACAAUUAUAAGAUAUUGAUAUGUUUUCAUUUGUAAAAUAAAGUAUCAUACUGCUAUUUUAA